CAGAACGUACCUGCUGGUGCCACUUAACCAGUUAGACCCCGAGCAUAAGCUAAGCACCUUAUUUGCUUAUUACAUAGGCUGCUAUCUUGUAGAAUUUAUGAAGAAUGUCGUUGCCCCGCAACGCGGGGCGAGAGAAUUGCACUUUUUGUUGAGGUAGGAGACAGGUGUAAAGUUUCUUAAGUAUUUUGUAAAUAUGGGGUUGGCAAAGUUACGUGUCACGGGAAGCUAGAUUUUGCAAGGUUAACUCAUUUAUUUGGAGCAGUUUUCGCAGGAAGCACUUGCUGAACAGAGCCUUCGCAAUCAGCAGAAUGGUACACGUGGCCAAAGAAGGCUGACAAAAAGAAUUUAUCUGACUAUUUAAGCAAAUUUAUAAAAAAAAAAUGAUAGGUCUGGGGAUACUGUUAAACAGAAACAAAACUGUGUUUUUUCUAAUGUGUCAGUAUGUCUUUACCUAGUAUCAGCAGGGUGAAAGGCAAAGGUUAAUCAUCUCAGCUUGCAGUGGGAAAGGAACUGCUUCAUGCAGGAAAACCCUAAGGUUGUUCAGUAUCUUCACUGUGACUGCUCAAGCUUCCCGUCACCAGUGUUUCUUGGAAUUGGACAGAUGGCAGCCACUAUACUUAUCUUGUAUGUGUCAAAACUAAAUAAUAUUGUUCACUUCCCUGAUUUUGACAAAAGUAUACCUGUGAAGUUGUUUCCUCUGCCUCUGAUUUAUGUUGGAAACCACAUAAGUGGAUUGUCAAGUACCAGCAAACUCAGUUUGCCGAUGUUUACAGUGCUCAGGAAGUUUACCAUUCCACUUACUUUACUGCUGGAAAUCAUCAUACUUGGGAAGCGGUACCCACUGAGUAUCAUACUCAGCGUGUUUGCCAUCAUUCUGGGGGCUUUCAUAGCAGCUGGGUCUGACCUGUCUUUCAAUCUGGAGGGCUAUAUCUUUGUGCUGCUAAAUGAUAUCUUCACAGCAGCAAAUGGAGUUUACACAAAGCAGAAAAUCGAUCCAAAGGAGCUGGGAAAAUACGGUGUCCUGUUCUAUAAUGCUUGUUUCAUGGUGGUCCCAACAGUUAUUAUUAGCUAUUCUACCGGAGACUUUCAGCAGGCAAUACGUUUCCAGCACUGGACAAAUUUCUUAUUUCUUUUUCAAUUUGUUCUUUCCUGCUUUCUGGGGUUUCUCUUGAUGUAUUCUACUGUGCUCUGCAGUCAUUACAAUUCUGCACUCACGACGACAGUAGUUGGUGCCAUCAAGAAUAUAUCCAUUGCUUACAUCGGAAUGUUGAUUGGUGGAGAUUACAUAUUCUCUAUGCUAAACUUCAUAGGCCUAAACAUUUGCAUGGCAGGGGGACUCAGGUACUCAUUUUUGACACUGAGAGGAAGCAGCCAGCCUGCACAACCUGGGGAUGAAGAGAAUGCACUUCCUGCCUCAAAGGCUUAGCCAAAGCGCCUGCCUUGAAGGGGACCGAAGAUGCAAGUGUGUUUAGCAUUGCUGAGAACUUAAAUCGUGAUGGAACACAUUUGGAACAAGGAAAUCUACCUCAACUGUCGCAGACAAGCACGCGACUCGUUGGCUCAGAAGUACUCUUGCACACCAUGUUUUUUACAUACAGACUAGUUUAAUUUUAGGGUUGUUUUUUUUUUUUUUUUUUUUUUUACACCACAAGCCGAUUUAUAGGAAGGAAUGCUAUGAGCAAAUCUCAAGUUGUGAAUUUCUGUGUUUACCUGUAUUUUUGGGUGCUGCUUGUACUCAGCAAGACCUGUGAGUUCUUGUGUCUGCCAGCAGCCUCCUGAGGCAAAACUCACUGUAAAAGACCACGAAGCCUGAUUCACCAUUGCCUUAUGCCAACGUGCAAUCCUUACUGUCAGUGGAGAGAU
Messenger RNA from Empidonax traillii (willow flycatcher), 1863 nucleotides. It is a transcript of the gene SLC35D2, whose product is annotated as solute carrier family 35 member D2. The record is from RefSeq and is a predicted model, not a curated record. Gene Ontology annotation, molecular function: antiporter activity; GDP-fucose transmembrane transporter activity. The transcript is spliced from 12 exons. Gene Ontology annotation, cellular component: Golgi apparatus. Bases 518 to 1426 code for a protein of 302 amino acids. Lineage: Eukaryota; Metazoa; Chordata; Aves; Passeriformes; Tyrannidae.